Molecule: messenger RNA, 2661 nt
Organism: Anneissia japonica
Lineage: Eukaryota; Metazoa; Echinodermata; Crinoidea; Comatulida; Comatulidae
Product: organic cation transporter protein-like
Exons: 10
Coding region: 67-1707 (546 amino acids)
Biological process (GO): transmembrane transport
Cellular component (GO): membrane
Molecular function (GO): transmembrane transporter activity
Source: RefSeq, a predicted model, not a curated record
AGUUGUGCUGCUCAGCAGUUGUACUCCCAAGCUUAGUCGGUGAAGACGUAAGAACGACAAAUUGAGAUGCAAUUUGACGAUGUUUUCAAGUCGGUUGGCGAUUUUGGACGCUACCAAAAACGUGUUUACGCUUUACUUUUGAUUACAGCAAUCCCUGUUGGUAUCCACUUUUUGGCGCAAGUAUUUAUAGCGGCUGAAACUGAUCAUUGGUGUAAAAAUCCAUCUGCAGGCUCAUUUAACUGUAGCGUUUAUGAUUUUCCGCCGGGGACGUGUACAAAUGAGUCGCCUUUUGUUAAAGAUGAUCCCGAUACAUCCGUCCAGGAGCGGCAUUGCAGGAGGUACAAGUUUGAGGAUGAUUUCGAUAUUUUUGUUAAUGAUAGUUGGCCUAUUGUUAACUGUUCCGAUGGAUGGGUUUACGACACUUCGCAAUAUCAUUCAACAAUAAUACAAGAUUGGAAUUUGGUGUGUGACGAUGCUAACAAGCCAGCUACGUCUUCGUCAGUUUUCUUUGGAGGCGUUUUGGUGGGAUCGCUAUUGUGGGGAUCUCUUGCGGACCAUAUCGGUAGGAAGAAGGUUUUAUUCAUUUGCUUAACAAUCGUUACCUUAGUAGGAACAUUGGCUGCAUUUUCUCCAAACUAUUGGUCUUUCUGUGUAAUGCGAUUCUGCAUCGGGGGAGCAAGCAUGGGCAUUUAUUUAGUAGCCUUUGUCAUCAGUACAGAAAUCGUUGGUCCAAAGCCACGUACAUUUACCGGGAUCGUAAUAGAACUGUUUUUCGCCAUUGGUUACAUGUUGCUGGCGAUCCUGGCUUAUUUCAUCAGAUCAUGGCGUCAUUUAGAACUUGCCGCAUCCAUACCUAUUAUUCUCACUUUCAUAAUGUAUCCUUUCAUCCCAGAAUCACCGAGGUGGUUGGUAACACAACAGAGAUAUAAGGAAGCAACGGAUAUUUUGAAGAAAAUGGCAGAAGAGAACGGUACUGUGCUUCCAUCAGAAUUCAGUGAACCAGACGAGAUGGCAAGCAGGAUGAAAAUUGAAGCCUGUGAAAAUUACAAGAAACAUACGUGUGUUGAUCUUGUGCGUACACCAAACAUGAGGAAGAAAUCUUUUAAUUUGUUUUACAAUUGGACGGUCAACAGCCUUGUAUACUACGGAUUGUCCCUAGGAACUAGCAAUAUGGGAAUUAAUGAUUACGUCGCAAUGUUCGUAAGUGGAGCUGUGGAGUUUCCAGCUGUCGUGUUCUGCCUCUCUACAGCCAGUAGAUUUGGUCGCGGCAGAACAAUCAGCUUCGUCAUGAUCGCUGGUGGAUUAGCCUGCUUCACGACUCUCUUUUUGCCUAAAGGUGUCGUACUUGUAGGUGUGGCAAUGGUUGGGAAGUUUUGCAUUACUUCAUCGUUUGCUUUAAUAUACAUAUUUUCUGCUGAGCAAUUCCCGACUCCUGUCAGGGCGGUGGGUAUUGGAUGCUGCUCUGUGUCGGCUCGUAUUGGCGGUAUUAUGGCGCCACAAAUCUUGUUUAUUGGCAAACUUUGGGAACCAGUAGUCCCCUAUCUUGUGUUUAGUGUGGCGUCUAUUUCUGCGGGUCUACUCGUUUUGUUGUUGCCGGAAACGUUGAAUGUACGACUUCCAGAAACUCUGAAAGACGGUGAAAAUUUUAAAAAACAAAAUUCAUCGAAUAGUGAUUAUUCCGACGUUCCUAAACCGGAGACAGCUUGAUUGUUUUGAAGCCUGUAGAGCUGCAUCGUGUAAUAAUGGACCAUGUUUGUACCGUAUUUAUUCGAAUAAAAACCCGCACAGAAUAAUCGUUCUGUUUUUCCUCAUGUUUGUGUCACUAAGUGACUAACGAAAGAAAACAACGAGAAAAUUAUUUUUUAUGAAUUUUUCUGUUAUCAUUUAUUUUCUUUUUUCAGAAUAUAAAAGCGGUGUUUAUUCGAGUGUUAUUAGAUGUGUCAUUUUACAAAAAAAUAAAUAAAAUCCUCUUGUAAAAUCCCUAAGGGGUUUUUUGAAAUAAUUUCGGUACAUACAGAAUGCAUGGUAGCGUUUCUAUGCUACAGAAAGACCAGUUACCGGCCUUAAUCAUUUGGUUUAUGAGCACAUAGUAACUUCUGUGCAGUUUGGUUUUUUUUUCAUUAUCAUUGUGUUUAAUUAAUACGCGGAUUUAUAAAAUUCUUAUUUAUUACGCUAACAAUUUCAGAAAUAUACAAAUAUUGUAUACCUUGAAUCUCUAUUCUAGAAAAGAUGAGAGCUGAAUUGGGACAUUUCCCAUUAUUGAUAAGAGUUUUGAAUAAAAAUGAUAAACUAUUUGUUAAAAUUCAUGAAAUAGACCAUUUGUUUGCAUUUUAAAUGUUAUACUGUUAAAACAGCUUGAUCUCGAAUGAGAACUGAAUUUGGUUUCAAAAUUUAGAAAGGUUAAAUACACUUUUAAUUAAGUCAAACUUUACAAGGGUGUUGAUCUUAAAACUCUGUUCCUUAAGUGUUUAAUCACUAUGAGCGUAAUGUUCUCCGGAGGUUGCGAUUAGAAACAUAUUCUACUAAUAGGCCAAUAUAUUUUUAAGAAUUUUUAUCUAGUUGAAGAAUGCAUAACAUUUGUAACCAUACAUAAUUAUAGGAGAUAUAUUUCAAUGAUACGAACUUUCGUACACUUUUUUUAAAUAAAGACGGAGCGAUGAU